AUGGUCGGCAGCGCUAAUAAAGGCGGCAUCUUUCAGUCCAAGACGCGAUAUGUCAUCCUAUUUUUGGGCUCCGCGUGUAUCGCCUCGAUUGCCUCCAACUACACGAUACUCGGCUUCACCUAUAUUUGCAUGAGCAAUGUGACUGUGGACGAAAAUAACGCAACAGCCAUGGCCACUCGUGGACAGUACGAUUACACCCAGAAAGAAAAAUCAUUCCUCCAUUGGUCGCUUGCCGUUGGAACAUUGUUGGCAGCCUGGCCUUUUCAAUGGUUCUACCAAAAAUACGGUGCCCGAGACGUCUUCUUCAUAGCAGGAGUGAUUUCUGCUCUGUCAACGUCGCUAAUGCCGCUGAUGGCGUCGAUAGAUUUUAAAUACUUCUUGGCGAUGCGGUUUUUACAAGGAAUAUCGUUCGGUGCUGACUUCGCGGCUAUCGGUCUCAUCGUCGUCCAUUGGGCUUCCUUGAAACAGCACGGUUUCUUCAUCUCCCUCUUGUCGUCGUUCUCCCAGAUUUCCGUGAUGUUUACGAUGCCUGUUUCUGGAUUGCUCUGCAACUCAUCUUGGGGAUGGCAAAGCGCGUACUACGUCCAUGGCGCCUUGUGCAUGUUCCUGUUCUCGCUUUGGUGGUGGUACUACCGUAACGACCCUGUUGACCACCCGAAAAUGACGGAAGUCGAGCUCGAGAAGAUUCAGCGCGGCAAGAAGGAGGAGGAGCUCGGGCAACAUGAAGCUGUGCCAGUCGGGGCAAUUCUCCGGGACCCCGUCGUUUGGAGCGUGUGGCUUUCAGCGUUCGGAGAGCUGAUGAUGUCCCAAUUCAUCGUCCUAUACGGUCCGACUUUCAUCAAGGAGGUCCUCAACUUUUCGGUCGGAAAAUCCGCCAUGAUGGUCGCUAUGCCCCGAUUCGUCCAUCUCUGCUUCAAGAUCAUCUCCGGGCAUUUGAGUGACAAGAUUAAGUUCCUCUCCGAGAAGACCAAGAUGAUCAUCUUCAACACGAUCUCCCUGAUGGUGUCCGGCUUCUUCUUCUGCGUUCUCGGCUUCAUCCCCAAGGAACAAGCCUUCUACAGUAUCGUAAUCCUCUUCAUCAUCGAGGCGACGACCGGAUGUAUUUGCGGUGGUUUCUACAAGUGUGCUACCCUCGUCGCAAGACAACACUCCCACUUCGUGCUCUCUGCCAUCCAAUUCAUCAAGUGCCUCUCCCUUUUCAUCGAGCCCACCCUGAUCUUCAUCUUCUGCCGCAACAACACGCUAGCCGAGUGGCGAAUCGUGUUCCUCAUCCAUGGCGGUCUCCUGAUGGGCGGCAACAUCAUCUUCUGCUUCUUUGCUACCGACAAACCGGCAAAGUUCACCUACACGCAAGCCGACGAGACCGACGAGCUAAAGCAGGAGCCGGAGAAGCAGAGACUCACCGACGCGCCACACGAA
Messenger RNA from Mesorhabditis spiculigera, 1419 nucleotides. Lineage: Eukaryota; Metazoa; Nematoda; Chromadorea; Rhabditida; Rhabditidae. The record is from the annotation of a GenBank genome assembly.